Messenger RNA from Henningerozyma blattae CBS 6284, 1209 nucleotides. RefSeq names its product U5 snRNP complex subunit LIN1. Gene Ontology annotation, cellular component: U5 snRNP. NCBI's taxonomy places the organism in Eukaryota, Fungi, Ascomycota, Saccharomycetes, Saccharomycetales, Saccharomycetaceae. The coding region runs from base 1 to 1209 and encodes 402 amino acids. The transcript has a single exon. Gene Ontology annotation, molecular function: protein binding. The record is from RefSeq and is a predicted model, not a curated record.
AUGGUUGAUACAACAAAAAGAUCUCGAAACAAACUAAAUGAAGACUCUAGUGAUUACGAGGAGUAUAAUAACGAAUUCGGAUUUCAAAAGGAUCAUAGUCGUAAAAGACAAAGAAAAAUGAUUAGUAUGCAAGGUUUUGAAUCAGACUCAUCUGACGGUGUCUUAGAUGAGGAAGAUGAUGAAGAAAAUAGAGACCAAAAAAAUAUUGGGUUAGAUAAUAAUUCUGAAAUGAUUAAUAAAGAUUUGAAUGUUUUUGAAGAUGAAGAUGACAAUAAUGAUUUUCUAACUCAGCUGCAUAAUACUGAUAAAAAUGAAAAUAAUGAAGAUCGUACAGCAUCCUUUAACAUUUUUAAAUCUGAUGAUCAUAAUGGUAAUAAUCCUAAAACUUCAGUGAAGAUAAAUCAUGAUAGCAAUGAACAAGAGAAUUCUUUAAACUUGAACCAAGAAAUUGAAGAAAUACCAAUAGAAGCCUUUAAUCUAGAAGACGAAAAUAUAAAUGGCAGAUUUGAUGCAGAAGGUAAUUAUACAAGAAGUAUAGCUGAUCUUAAAGAAGAAGAGGAAGAGAAAAGCUAUCAAAAUCAAGAUAAAUGGAUUGACGAUUAUAAUGACGAUAUUCAUCAAACAUUUGAAGCACAAAGGAAAAGAACAGAAAUGGUAGCAAAAAAGCAAAAGGAAAUCAAGAAAUCUAGAAGGCAUUACAUGUUAGAUGUUGCUUUAUCCCGUUUACUCUAUUUUUUAAAAAAAAAUAAAACCAUUAUGCAAUCCAUUUCAGAGUUGCAUAAUAUUCGAAAUAAACUGAAUACCAUGAAUAAAAUAAAUAAAGAGCUUGAUCGUGACAAAACUAAUAACGAAAUUAAAAAAAAAUAUAUAAGUAACGGAAUUCAGAUGAUUAUUGAAAUAAUUGAAAUAUUAGAACAGAAGGGAAUUGAAAACGUUUACGAAUUGGAUAGACCUAAACUGCUAUCCCUAAUACGAGAGGAAUCAUUAGAUGCCACAGAUGAUAUAGAUUCUGAAAAACACAAUUAUAGAAUUAAAAGAUGGCAAUUUAAAUGGCAAAAUGAUUUAAAUAAGAUUCAUGGUGUAUAUACUAAUUACGAGAUGCAAUAUUGGAAGCAAACGUAUUUUAAUGAUCAAGUUCUUAUAAAGAAUGUGAAUGAUAAAGAUCAAGAAAAUAAUUGGGUGCAUGUCUCAUGUCUUACUUUCAUAUAA